AUGGCUAUUCGACUAGACUCUUUCAGACAGCUGCUGAGUCUGGUGAGCAGGACUCUGGUCAAGUCAGGACUAGACUCUUUCAGACAGCUGCUGAGUCUGGCGAGCAGGACUCUGGUCAAGUCAGGACUAGACUCUUUCAGACAGCUGCUGAGUCUGGCGAGCAGGACUCUGGUCAAGUCAGGACUAGACUCUUUCAGACAGCUGCUGAGUCUGGCGAGCAGGACUCUGGUCAAGUCAGGACUAGACUCUUUCAGACAGCUGCUGAGUCUGGCGAGCAGGACUCUGGUCAAGUCAGGACUAGACUCUUUCAGACAGCUGCUGAGUCUGGCGAGCAGGACUCUGGUCAAGUCAGGACUAGACUCUUUCAGACAGCUGCUGAGUCUGGCGAGCAGGACUCUGGUCAAGUCAGGACUAGACUCUUUCAGACAGCUGCUGAGUCUGGCGAGCAGGACUCUGGUCAAGUCAGGACUAGACUCUUUCAGACAGCUGCUGAGUCUGGCGAGCAGGACUCUGGUCAAGUCAGGACUAGACUCUUUCAGACAGCUGCUGAGUCUGGCGAGCAGGACUCUGGUCAAGUCAGGACUAGACUCUUUCAGACAGCUGCUGAGUCUGGCGAGCAGGACUCUGGUCAAGUCACGACUAGACUCUUCCAGACAGCUGCUGAGUCUGGCGAGCAGGACUCUGGUCAAGUCAGGACUAGACUCUUUCAGACAGCUGCUGAGUCUGGCGAGCAGGACUCUGGUCAAGUCAGGACUAGACUCUUUCAGACAGCUGCUGAGUCUGGCGAGCAGGACUCUGGUCAAGUCAGGACUAGACUCUUUCAGACAGCUGCUGAGUCUGGCGAGCAGGACUCUGGUCAAGUCAGGACUAGACUCUUUCAGACAGCUGCUGAGUCUGGCGAGCAGGACUCUGGUCAAGUCAGGACUAGACUCUUUCAGACAGCUGCUGAGUCUGGCGAGCAGGACUCUGGUCAAGUCAGGACUAGACUCUUUCAGACAGCUGCUGAGUCUGGCGAGCAGGACUCUGGUCAAGUCAGGACUAGACUCUUUCAGACAGCUGCUGAGUCUGGCGAGCAGGACUCUGGUCAAGUCAGGACUAGACUCUUUCAGACAGCUGCUGAGCCUGGCGAGCAGGACUCUGGUCAAGUCAGGACUAGACUCUUUCAGACAGCUGCUGAGCCUGGCGAGCAGGACUCUGGUCAAUUCACUCAUCUUCAUCCAACUCUUCGUCCGUCAACCAAUCAUCCGUCAAGUCAUCUUCAGUUGGCAGAUCUUCAGUCCACUACUUCAACACAACUGUAGUCGAUUCAUCUUCAGACUCAAAGGAAGCACUGAGGUCAUCAAUCCCUGUUCGUUUCCUUGUCUGAAUGGAGGUCAGUGUGUCCAUCCUGAGUCAUGUGACUGCAGUUUAUACCAAGCUACUGGAACACGAUGCCAAACAGUUCCUAACCCAGGAUUUGAGAGGGAGAUGGCGUGUCGGUCGUGGGGCCAGUAUAACUACGAGUCCUUUGAUGGGCUGUACUAUCACUUUCCUGGGAGAUGUACCUACACUCUGCUGAGAGACUGUGAAGACACCAGCCAGGCCAGCAUUCUCAUACAGGUCCACAAUGACCCAGACUGCCGCUCGUCUCCCUACUCCUGCACGCGGUCAGUUAGUCUCUUCCUGCCCUGGGAAGGAGAGAUCAGGUUGCACAGGUCCAAAGUUACCUUCAAGGGACAGAGUGUCCAGCUGCCUCACCACAUCCAUGACGUGGAGCUGGAGAAGAUCUCCCGCUAUGUCUUGGUGACCCAGCAACAUGGCUUCACCCUGGCCUGGGACGGACACAGUGGCUCUGUCUACAUCAAGCUGAGCCCAGAGUGGGUGGGCAGGACCUGCGGUCUGUGUGGCAACUUCAACGCAGACGUACAGGAUGACCUGAAGACCAGCUACGGUGUGGUGACGGAGGACCUGUCCAUGUUUGGGAACAGCUGGGUGGAGGAGGAGCUUCACCAGGUCAGGUGUCCCAUGGUGCCUUUCAUGUUCCCCUCGCCCUGCGCCUCACGUGACCCACACAUACUACUGGUGAGUAUAACCCUGACCCACACAUACUACUGGUCGGGUCCCAACGGUGAUGUGGUAUGCCAGGUGUUCACGGAGUAUGCCCGGGUCUGUGCCCACGCCGACCACCCACUGACGGACUGGAGGACUCACAUACCACAGUGUGCGAUGCCGUGCCCUCCAGGUCUGCAGUAUAAGGAGUGCAUCACCUGCUGCCCUGUGUCCUGUAACGUGGACAGAAUGUGUAUCGACAACAAGCUGCAGUGUCUAGACGGAUGCUACUGUCCCGACGACCUGAUCUAUGAGGAGGGAAGUUGUGUGAAGGCCUCAGACUGUCCCUGUGAAUACCACGGCAUGGUCUACCCCUCUGGACAGACCGUUCAGGAGGAGUGUAACAACUGCACGUGUGUGGGGGGAGUGUGGAACUGCACAGAGUACAGCUGCCCAGGAGAGUGCUCUGUGACUGGGGACAUGUUCUUCCACUCGUUUGACGGCAGGAUGUUCACCUUCCCAGCUUCCUGUCAGUAUGUCCUGGCUAAGAGUCGUAACUCAGGGAAGUUCACUGUCACCAUUCAGAAUACCCCGUGUGGACCCCAUUUGGACGGGUCUUGUAUCCAAUCAGUCAGCCUGGUCAUAGACGAGGACCCACGGACUGAGAUCACACUGACCCACCUAGGAGAGGUCUUCAUGGCAGGACAGUACCGCAUCUCUCUGCCCUAUUCAGACGAGGUGUUCCACAUCCAGGAGCUGUCCUCCAUGUACCUGCAGGUGCGUACUGCUCUGGGUCUGCAUCUGCAGUACAGCUGGAGGGAGUUCCGUCUCUACCUGCAGGUGGAUGAGCUGUGGAAGGGCGACACGGUGGGGCUCUGUGGAACCUUCAACGGAAACAUCCAGGACGACUUCCUGUCCCCGUCUGGUAUGAUAGAGAGCACCCCUCACCUGUUUGGCAAUGCCUGGAGGGUAUCCUCUGCCUGUGUCCCCAGCCAGAGUGUUCCCCAGCUUGACCCAUGUGACACCCAUCAGCAAGCAGCAUCCUACGCCUCUGAGAUGUGUGACAUCCUGAACCAGGAGUUGUUCUCAGCGUGUCAUGAGUACCUGAGUCCGGUGCCCUUUCACCAACAGUGUAAAGCAGACACCUGUAAGUGUGGCCAGCCCUGCCUCUGCUCUUCCCUGGCCCACUAUGCUAGACAGUGCAGGAAGUACUCUGUCAUCACGGAGUUCAGAGCCAGCGUACCUGACUGUGAGGUGACAUGCCCAGAUACCAUGGAGUACGGAACCUGUGUGUCGUCGUGCCAACGGCGUUGCUCCGCCCUGUCCACGCAGCAGCACUGUGGAGAGGAGUACCAACAGUGUCCGCUGGGUCAGAUGUACCUGGACUGUACUGAGGGGCUGGAGGGGCUGAAGGCUAUAGAUGGGAUCAGCCUGGGUAGAGGACUGGGCUGUGAACACACCUGUGAAUCCCACCUGCUCAACCUCACCUGUUCAGCUCAUGAACCGUGCAUACCUGGCUGUUUCUGUCCCCCUGGAUUACUGAAACAUGGCGAUGAGUGUUUUGAGCCUGACGCCUGCCCCUGCCUCUGGAAGGGGAAAGAGUACUAUCCAGGAGAUAGAGUCACCUCCCCCUGUCAUCAAUGUGUCUGCCAGCAUGGAACAUUCCAGUGUGUGUUCCGUCCGUGUCCAUCCAUGUGCACGGCCUAUGGGGACCGCCACUACAGGACCUUUGAUGGUCUACUGUUUGACUACGUUGGAGUGUGUAAAGUCUACCUAGUAAAGAGCAGUGCUGAUCUGAUGAUGAGUGUGACGGCUGAGAACGUGGACUGUUACGACAGCGGCGUCAUCUGCAGGAAAUCUCUACUCAUCAACAUUGGUAGAUCUUUCAUUGCGUUCGACGACGACAGUGGCAAACCAAACCCGUCCAGUGUGAUCGACUGGAGGCAGGAGGUGUUCAUAUGGAGCGCUGGGCUCUUCACCGUGGUCCACGUUCCCGAGGAGGACCUGACCGUGCUCUGGGAUCGCAAGACCACGGUCCACAUCCAGGCUGGACCACGCUGGCAGGGCAAGCUGAGCGGUCUGUGUGGGAACUUUGACCUGAGGACGGUCAAUGAGAUGAGGACACCAGAGAACAUAGACUCUGCCACGCCUCAGGAGUUUGGCAACAGCUGGACGGCAGCUGAGUGUGUUAACAGCCCAGACAUCAGACACCCCUGCAGUCUGAACCCCCUGAGGGAGCCGUUCUCCAAGAGGCAGUGUGGAGUCCUGCUCAGCGAGGUCUUCCUGGUCUGCCACCCGGUGGUGGACGUGACAUGGUUCUAUAUGAACUGCCUGGCUGAUACGUGCGGCUGUAGUCGCGGUGGAGACUGUGAGUGUUUCUGUACCAGCGUGGCAGCCUACGCCCACCGAUGCUGUCACCAGGGUGUCACCGUGGACUGGCGAUCCCCGUCGAUCUGCCCCUACGAUUGUGAAUACUACAACAAAGUUCUGGGUAAAGGCCCCUACAGGCUGGUGACCUACAGGGAGAGGGACACGGUGCUGGCAGCCAACAGGUCCAGUGGGACAGUGUUCCCUAAGAAAGGAGAACCUGCUGCGGCUGGCUUCCUGUCCCUCUUCAUGAUGACCCCUGGGCUCAGCAGAGCGCGUCCGCAUGACACAUCCCUGGUGUCGUUCGAGGCGUCCGAUCGGCCCAACUACUUCCUGGCUGUGGACAGCAGCGGCCAUCUCACACUGACCAAGUGGGAGGAGAGUGAAGCAUUCUGGGCCGCGGCUACCUUCACGCUGCACCAUGACACCUGGAUCCAGGGUUAUGAUUCUCUGGAGGCUUUGGCCAGACCGGGAUUCUUCCUCCACUACAUGCUGUCCUGGAUUCACCUCAUGAAGUACAAACACACCGACGGAUUCCGCAAAGCCACGCUCUUCAAACUGACAGGCCCUGGUCCAGACACCCCUACGGGUCCUAAGUGCCAGUGGAGGUAUGAGUCGUGUGUCAGCCCCUGCUUCAGGACCUGCAGUGACCCCUCGGGGGAGGCAUGUGGCACCGUUCCAAAGGUGGAGGGAUGUCUGCCUCUGUGUCCUGGUCACAUGGUGCUGGAUGAGGUCACUCAGAGAUGUGUCCAUGUUGAAGACUGCAUUAAGCCACCAGUUGCUGUGCAGCCAUUACUACUGUCAGCAGUGUUGAGUCCAACACCUGCAGCUGUCACUCCUUCAGCCACCACAACCACCACUAGGAGCAGCCGGCUAGCCCUGUCCUCUCCACGGCACGCUCCACCCCCGGGUCCCCCUGUCCCCUUCACCACCACCUCCAUCCAGCCUCCCUACACCACCACCCCUUCAGACACAGUCCCCACCACUGCAGCCACCACCACCACCAUUCCUAUUGUUCCGACCACAGUGACCGAUAAGGUGGUUCUGCCCAGCACCUCUUCAGCCGUACCGACUCCUGAGGGAACCAGUGCAGCAGCAACACCCUCAACUCCAUCCCUGGCCAUCUCAGUAAGACCUGAGAUGGUGGAAAGGCAGUACAGAGAGGACGACCAGGCCCCCAGCUCCACACCCAGCCCCCUAGGCCCCAGCACAGAGAGGACCAGCCAGGUCCCCUUCUCUAUCACAGCUCUGUUCUGGCUCACGUCCUCCACCACCAGGCCCUCUCUACACCCAGGGCCUAUAGACACCACAUUCACCAGCCCUCCUCCAUCCACUACCAUGGGCCCCUGGAUAAGCUCCACCGUGGGGCCUACUCAGACCAGCGCCCUGCCUGCAGUACCAAUCACCCCCACCAGUGUGACCACCAAGGCCACCACACGUCCAGGAGACACAGGGACUCCAGCCUCAACCACCUCUAGGCUCACGUCCAACCACAGUCUCAGAGACACCCAGGGACACAGCUUGGACUACAACUAG
This is a messenger RNA of Oncorhynchus kisutch (coho salmon), 5931 nucleotides long. Its product is annotated as otogelin-like. Gene Ontology annotation, cellular component: extracellular matrix. Lineage: Eukaryota; Metazoa; Chordata; Actinopteri; Salmoniformes; Salmonidae. The record is from RefSeq and is a predicted model, not a curated record. Bases 1 to 5931 code for a protein of 1976 amino acids. Gene Ontology annotation, biological process: L-arabinose metabolic process. The transcript is spliced from 34 exons. Gene Ontology annotation, molecular function: alpha-L-arabinofuranosidase activity; protein binding.